Molecule: messenger RNA, 2810 nt
Organism: Cebus imitator (Panamanian white-faced capuchin)
Lineage: Eukaryota; Metazoa; Chordata; Mammalia; Primates; Cebidae
Gene: DTWD2
Product: DTW domain containing 2
Exons: 8
Coding region: 86-1081 (331 amino acids)
Source: RefSeq, a predicted model, not a curated record
UGCUGCGCGGGCCGGUUUAUCCAGCGCUUGGCGCCCCCCGGCGGCAACGGGGCUUCAAUGCCACGGCCUGACUGGAGUGUCCGCCAUGGAGUCGCAGAAAGAGGCGCGAACACUCCAGGAGCCCGUCGAGCGGCCGCCUGGGGCCUCAAGGUCUCAGACACCGAAGGACAAGGAGCGGCAGGAGGGCAGCGCAGUGCCGGCGGCGGCUGCACUGGGCGCAGAGGGGGACGACACAAGUGCCGACGGGCUAUGGGAGCUGCCGGUGGAGCCGGCAGAGCGAAGGCCCGAGUGCAGCCGCUGCAGCCGGCCUCAGAAAGUGUGUUUGUGUCCAUUUCUCCCAGCGCACCCUCUGCCUAUCUCUACCCACUUGUAUAUUAUUCAGCAUCCAGCAGAGGAAAACAAAGUGUUGCGGACAGUUCCUCUCCUAGCAGCGUGCCUCCCCCAGGACAAGUGCAAAGUAAAGAUCGGUCGUCGCUUCAGUGAAGAAAGAGAUCCUGAACUUUCAACUGUUUGCCGGAAGUCUGGUACAUUAAUAUUAUAUCCAGGGGCUGAAGCUGCUAAUUUGGAAGAAUUUAUAUUAGAUUCUCCUGUUUAUCCUUCUACAAUCAUCAUCAUUGAUGGUACAUGGAGCCAGGCUAAGGACAUUUUCUAUAAGAAUUCCUUGUUUCGACACCCCAAACAGCAAGAAGACUUCCAUUUGCAAGCCAGGAAGAGAGCUCUCACCAGGACCCUGACAAUGCAGUCCCCUGAACUUCUUCAAAAGAAUUAUUCUGAAUUCUUUGUGCAAUUAAAAACUAGCAUUUCUAGUCAGUAUGUAAUUCGGAUGCAGCCAACUAAUAGAUGCCUUUCUACACUGGAGUGUGCAGCUGUUGCUCUUUCCAUCCUGGAGAAAAAUAAUUACAUACAAGAGACUUUGCUUCGCCCUCUACAAGCUUUAUGCUCUUUCCAACUUCAGCAUGGUGCCCAAAUUCGCCUCAGCAAGGAACACCUUCUGAAAAAUGGAUUAUAUCCUAAACCAAUGCCAAAGAACAAACGCAAACUCAGGAAAAUGGAACUGUUAAUGAAUAGUGUUAAAAUUUAGUACAGUUGUUCAUUUGGUGCUAGCUUACCCGUCUUCAUCUAGCAAUACCAAGUUAAGUUUUCAUAUAGUGUAGGUCUGUAGGUUUUUUCACUUGGUAGCGAAGAAUGAGAAUUGCAUACUAAUCUUGCCCAGAAGAAGGAAGUAAACCAGAUAUUCAUAAAAACAAACUAACAAAAAUUCAGUGGCUUACUGAAAAGAUUUCACACUGUACAUGUUUUUUAAAGUGUACCUUUAUUACAUGUUUUCAAACCCGAAUUUGAAAUGUGAUUUACUGUUGAGCUGGGUUAGAAGUUCUUGCUUGUAAAAUAGAAGGAAAUUGUUGUGGUGGAUUGGAACAGUACUGUUUCCAUUAAUGUUUAUAAAUAAUUAGGUGUAGACCAAUAGUAUAUCUACAUCGAUUUGCAGUCCUAACAUUAUAGUUUGAAAUAAGUAGCAAAGGAAAAUUAUGAUAAUGAAGUAAUUUAUUAUUUUGUAAAAUAGCAUAAAGGAAUAAGGAAACUUUAAGUAUUGUUUAGAGGCUAAAUUUGAACUCUGCUAAUAUGAUUUAAGUGUUCUAUUAAUUGCCCUAAUUUUUAAAGAGUUACAUGUAAUUUUGAAAAAGCAAACAUUUCAUUUGCAAUCACUCUGGAUAAAUUUUUAUUUUUCACUGUUCAUUGAACAGGCUUAUUGACUAUAGUAAAGUUAUUUUACUGACUUUUUCUUAUGGAAAAUAAUAACUGGAAUGUGAUAAAGCUUAUUUUCAGAACAUAUUUCUCUAAGUAGGGCUAUUUAAAAUAACCUUUUUAAUGAGAAAAAAUUUGAGAGAACAAAUUCCUCCUGCUCUUUGGGAAAAUGUUUACCGAGAUUUUGUAUAGAAUAAGAGACAUAUAUGUAACAUAUAUUUAUGUUCAGUAUAUAUUCAGCAUAAGUCUGCUGCAAUUAUGUACACAUUUUGGCAAUAAUAGGGGAUUUUGUUUAGUCUUUGUUUAUGACUUCUAGAGUUUCCUGUAUCUAGUGUUAAGUUGUAAGGAAAAGCUAAACAUGCAAUUUAAAGGUAAGCUUGAUAACUAUGGAACAUAAGCAUAUGCCAAUGAUUAUUUCUCACAGUUUUCAUCCUCAUUUGCUUAUUAUUUACUUGGAUUAGACUCAUUAAAAGCUAUAAUGCUAGUCACAAUUAGAAUGCUAAUAUUUGGGGAAACUAUGCAGAAAGUAUUUCAAAAUGUUAAAAGUUAGAGUACUAUCUUCUGUUGUUGAUUUAUUUUUGGAUUUGAAAACAAUUAGCGCUGGCCCAGUAGCUCACACCCUGUAAUCCCAGCACUUUGGGAGGCUGAGAUGUGAGAAUUGCUUGAGCCCAGGACUUUGAGACCAGGCUAGGCAAUAUGGUGAAAUCCUGUCUCUAAACAAUUAUUAUGUUUUAAUAAUUAGCCAGACAAGGAGCUAUGCUCUUGUAGUCUGAGCUUCUUGGGAGGCUGAGGUGGGAGGAUCACUUGAACCCAGAAGGUCGAGGCUGCAAAAGUUAUGUUCAUUCCACUGCAAUGCAGCCUUACUACAGAGUGAGACCUGCCUCAAAAAAUAAACAAACAAAACCAGCUCAUUGACAGUGUAAAACACCUAAUAUCAAAUGAUUAUUUGGUUUACUAGAAAAGAAGCAGCAUAUAAUAAUAAUGUAUAAUAGUUUCUUAACAAGUGGGGCUAAAAUCAUUUUACAGUAAUUUUUCACAUUGAUAUUAAACUUCAUGAGUUUCCUUUA